AUGGACAAGUCUGCACAAAUCCCGGGCCUGUCCCAUCACCUGCAUGGUGUAUUAACCGAGCUACAUCGACGACCUUAUCCUCACGUCCCAAACCCCUCAACAUGCAAGAAACGCGCCUCGGUUGCUUUGAUUAUUCGGGUACGACCAACCUACGACCAUUGGCCUAGCUCAAAUUCCAUAGAUGCUUCUCAGCCAGCUCAAGAACGGUUAAAUGAGUUCUUUUCACAGCCAUGGGUCCAACAUGGCGAACCGGAGGUUCUGUUCAUCAAGCGUGCUUCGCGCGUGGGGGACCGAUGGACUGGCCAUGUUGCUCUACCGGGCGGAAAGCGAGACCCAGAAGAUGCAGAUGAUAAAGCUGCAGCUAUCAGAGAAGCUUCAGAGGAAAUCGGAUUUGAUUUGACAACGGAUGAUACCAUUAGUGUGGGUAAUCUCCCUGAGCGGGUGGUCGCUACCAGUUGGGGAUCCGAACCGUUGAUGGUUCUUUGUCCCUUCGUCUUCCUCACGACUCGUAACGACUCUCCGACCCUUCGAUUGCAGCCCACGGAAGUAGCAUCAACACAUUGGAUUCCCCUGCGCGCCCUUCUAUCACCAUCGCUGCGGACGGUGGAAUACGUGGAUAUGUCACAGCGCUUCGGUCGACAAGGCGGGUUUCUGACCCGCCUUGCAGUUCGGUCACUGAUGGGCUGGAUGCAGUUCUCGGCCGUGAGGCUGCUCCCGUCGGAAACCCAUCAAUGUACCACAACCCCAGGCUUUAUUCCUGAAGAGAAUACAGCCAAACCUUCCCUGAUCCAGCGCUUCAAGGGUUGGUGUCUGAGUGGGCAAGCAGAGUCGAGUGACACUGCCCGUCCGCUGCUCCUCUGGGGCCUCACCCUCGGCAUCCUGGCCGACUUCUUGGAUAUGCUCCCUCCCCAUCAGACUGUGCAGUUGUGGAAAUAUCCAACGUUUACUGUGCCUGAUCUGCGGUUGAUUGUGAGCAUUGUGACUUACAAUCUGCGGAAGCGUAAUGCACUCAAUGUGAGAUCGGGUGCUCGCCCUAGUAGCACGGCCUCCGAUGGGGAAACGGCUGCACUCCCAGUCAUACAGACGAAUUUCGAACAUGAUCACAAUGAAGUAGGAAUUGGUGGCCUUGGAGUGGGAAGGUAUUAUGGCCCAACAGAUCAAGCAACAGAUGGGACAUCUUAUGCUGUUGGGAUCCUGCUCCGUGGGUAUUAUGGCCGCUUGCGCAUAGCAAUCUGGGUUUUCCUGGCCUGGCGUGUAGCCAUUGGUUCAAUUGCUGGUGUUUCGGCCUGGCGAAUUCUUCGACGACUGCGUUGA
Molecule: messenger RNA, 1314 nt
Organism: Penicillium concentricum
Lineage: Eukaryota; Fungi; Ascomycota; Eurotiomycetes; Eurotiales; Aspergillaceae
Product: NUDIX hydrolase
Exons: 2
Coding region: 1-1314 (437 amino acids)
Molecular function (GO): coenzyme A diphosphatase activity
Source: RefSeq, a predicted model, not a curated record